AUGAAUAAGAUUCCAUAUGCAUCUGCAAUAGGAUCUAUCAUGUAUGCCAUGUUAUGUACUCGACCAGAUGUCUCGUAUGCUUUAAGUGCAACGAGUAGGUACCAAUCUGAUCCUGGUGAUGCUCACUGGGUAGUUGUCAAGAAUAUCCUUAAGUAUUUGAGAAGGACUAAGGACUCAUUCUUGAUAUAUGGAGGUCAGGAAGAGUUGGUUGUAAUUGGAUACACCGAUGCUAGCUUCCAGACAGAUAAGGAUGACUCUAGAUCGCAAUCUGGUUAUGUGUUCUGCUUAAACGGUGGCGCUGUGAGAUGGAAAAGUUCAAAGCAAGACACAGUUGCUGAUUCUACAACCGAGGCCGAGUAUAUUGCUGCCUCAAGUGCAGCAAAGGAAAAUAAAGUUGUAUCAACCUUCCUUCUGGUGCAAUCAUUUUCUAACAGAAAAUUGUGUAGUCUUUCAUACCAUGCUCUAGCAGCUUGUUUUAGACUAUACAAUGAUUUCUUAAGUUUGAAAACAAAAUAUGGGUUUUUAGGAUUUUCAAAACCAGGGGUUGGUGGACAUGCACUUCUUCAGUAA
Lathyrus oleraceus (garden pea) is the source of this 570-nucleotide messenger RNA. RefSeq names its product secreted RxLR effector protein 161-like. Lineage: Eukaryota; Viridiplantae; Streptophyta; Magnoliopsida; Fabales; Fabaceae. The record is from RefSeq and is a predicted model, not a curated record. Bases 1 to 570 code for a protein of 189 amino acids. The transcript is spliced from 2 exons.